AUGUCAAAUUCGACCUUAACUUGCAUCAAAGAUGAUCCAGAGGCUUUAUUUCUCGUAAAAGAUUAUCAUCUCGCCGGAUUGAUCAUUUUUAUUGUGGGUUUCUGUGGUGCAACCGCUAACUACAUGGUCGUCUUUUUGAUUGAUAAGGUGUCAUCCCUUCAAAAUGCUUUCGGUCGUUUAACUCUGAAUCAAGCUAUUGGAGAGGCCAUGCAUCUCACCGUUUUCACCUUCUAUUUUGCACCUACAGUUUUCUUUGACAUAAAAUUCCUAAAAAGCGAAGCUGUCUCGCGAAUCUUUGGUCAUAUAAAUCUCGUCUGUUAUGAUAUUUGCAUAUACAGUCAUUUGGUGAUCUCGUUGAAUCGUUUAACGGCUAUCUAUUUCCCGUUCAAAUACAAUAACAUCUUCACCGAGGGUUUCAUCCAAAAGAUCGUCAUUUUCAUCUGGCUUUUCGCCAUUCUUCCCACUUUUUAUCUCUACAUUAUUGAGGAUUGCCGUUUUAUCUACUCAGAUGCUUUCUGGAAUUUCACCUUUACUUCUUCAAAAGUUUGCCAAUUCAUCACUUGGUACACUGAUUUCUUAAAAUAUGUUUCGACGGUUUGUGUGAUCGCUAUCAUUGAUAUAAUCACGUUUGCAAAAGUGCGCUUUUCAUCAAGCAAGGUGAACAUCAGCGAUGCGCAAGCAAGAAGGAAACGCCAUGAUGAGAUCAAUUUCGUUAAACAGGUUUGCCUUCAAGGAGUGGUUUUUGUGUGCGAAUUGGUCACCUAUUUCGUUCUUGUCAACUACGUUGAAGGAAAAUGGCAACGCUUCUUUCUCACCACUUUCGCUUGGGAAAUGGUUCACUCAUGUGAUGGCUACAUUACACUCCUUUUCAACAAAGGUUUCUUCCGUGCAAUCCGGUCAUCAAUGAAAACAAUCACUCACUCCACUCACUCAAAUCCAUCCGAUACUUAUCAUCCAAAAGAAACGAACACAAAACAU
This is a messenger RNA of Mesorhabditis belari, 978 nucleotides long. NCBI's taxonomy places the organism in Eukaryota, Metazoa, Nematoda, Chromadorea, Rhabditida, Rhabditidae. The record is from the annotation of a GenBank genome assembly.